This is a messenger RNA of Sabethes cyaneus, 6879 nucleotides long. RefSeq names its product muscle M-line assembly protein unc-89-like. Lineage: Eukaryota; Metazoa; Arthropoda; Insecta; Diptera; Culicidae. The transcript is spliced from 7 exons. The coding region runs from base 1 to 6879 and encodes 2292 amino acids. The record is from RefSeq and is a predicted model, not a curated record.
AUGGGAAAAAAUAUUAAAAAAAGCCAAACACCUUCUGAGGUGCCCGGCGUAAUAGUUACAAAAAUUGAGGAAUCAUCUAUAUCUAGAGAACCGUCACGUGAUUUGCAUUCCAGGUCUGUUUCAAUAUCUCGAUUAGGAAUAAAUGAUCCUUUGCGCAAAGAAAUGAUGAUGAUUCGCGAGAAAUCGCCAUUUGAAAUAGGAGAAAAUCGUAAUACCCAACUUGCAUCGUCGAAAGCUAUCAUUGAUAAAGCUUUAAUUAUGGACGUUUCUGGAGGAGUCUCCAUGGUCGAUGAAUACGUGUCUCUUUUUUUCUCGUCAGGAUGCGUUAUCGAUGAAGCUGCAUGCAAAGAUAUUUCUGUUGAUCAAAAUAUUGAAAUUGUUGUUGUAGAGCAAGAGGAAGACUCUCAAGGUGUCACACCGCCAGGAUUGAAUAUUGUGGAUGCUAUCGAGGAAAACAUAAAAUCAAUCGACUAUUCCGAAAAUGAAUCACAAAUACUUGCAAAUGAGAAUCUGGAUGAAGAUCAAAAAAUAGAAAGGAAAUCGUCAAUCACAUUGGAUGAAUGUGAAGUUCGAGAGAAUUUCGUGACUUGUGAUGAUAUUAAUUAUGAUAUUACAAAAGAAGCCGCAGAUCUUUUUUCUGAAGAUAUCUUACCAGAAAAGGAAGAUGUAAUGACUUCACACACUGAAAUAGAGACUGAAUACUUAACAAAUGCGAGGGAAGAAACGCAUAAUGAUGUAAAUACGAAAGAAAAUCAUACGAUAACUGAAAUAGAAGAAUAUAGUACUGACUCGUCAUCUGAUGAAUCGUUCGAAGAAUUGGUAGAUCCAUCUUUAUGGAAACUGUACAACUCUGAUGACGACGACACAACAGCAUGGUUCUAUAAAAGACCAGACGAAGUUACUCAAGCUUUAACUGAAAAAGAAAAGGAUGAGGAAUUUAGAAAGGAGCGGUUAGCGAAGCGAUGCCCUGUUUUUUUGACAUUCUUAACGGAUCGUUCUGGACCUGAAGGAUCAGAAAUUAAAUUACAGAGUUCGAUUGCAGGUCCAGAAACAGGUGUAAGGUGGCUUAAAGAUGAUCAACUAGUUGAAAGAACAUCCAAUUUGCAAACAUUCGCUUAUGAUGGUUUGUAUUCUUUAAUACUCAAAAAUGCACAAAAAUCUGACUCAGGCAUAUACACAAUUAUUGCAAAAAAUCGGGGUGGAGAAGUAAGUUCUUCAGCAAAAGUUCAUGUAUUUGAAAAUGUUAAACAGAAUGUGGAAAUUCCAACUAUAAUUAAAAUUAGAGAUUAUUACCAUCACGCCUUGAAUGAUUUGAUCAUAGAGUGUCAGGUAAUGUUUAGUCCUGAAUGGAUAAUACCGGACGUGACAUGGUUGAAAGCAGACGAUCCUGUUAUCUUUGAUAAAAGAAUACGCGCAUCUUAUGAAGGAAAUGAAAUUUUUCAAUUAAAUAUUUAUAAUCCAACACCUGAAGACAGUGGGAUUUACACUUGCAUUGUAAAAAAUAUUGCAGGUGAACGGAGAAUUAUACACGAAGUAGAGUUUAUGGGUAAAGUACAGUAUUUGCAUCUUCCUGGAAUGCAUCAUGCAGAUAAAAAAAUCCAAGCAAUUGACGAAUUGCAGGAAAAAGAAGCUAAAAAGAUAAUUAUUGAUCAAUCAUCUAAGCGAGUGGGACGAUCACAAGUGUCAGAACCGUACAAAGAAGAAUCAUAUGUUAUUCGGGAUUCAAAGACUAAACUCACAUGGGCUGGUCAAUUGAAGAAUAUUACAAUUCAAAAAGGACGAACAAUUAAAAUGAUUUGCUCGGUUAAUGGCCAGGAACCCAUUUUAAAAUGGCAGAAAAAUAAUAAACCAAUAGACUAUGGCGAACGAAUUAAGUUACUUAAUAAUGGGGUUGUGGCACAAAUACUCAUUAAAGAUGUGUGUGCAGCCGAUGUAGGAAAAUAUACUUGUACAGCAAAAAAUAAUUAUAGUGAAAUCACUACAUCAUGUGACCUCAAAGUAAUUGAGCUCGCUACAAUUGAAAUAUCACCACCUAUGUUUACAAAGGCUAUCAAAGAAUAUUAUGAUCUACGUUCUGAAGACUUGGUCCUUGAAACUCAAAUUUAUGGUGUGCCAAAUCCUGAAAUUCAAUGGUUUAAAGAUGGCCAUGGCAUUUCAUACGACGAUAAAUGCAUGCUUAAUCGUGAGCCAAAUGGAAAGUAUCAGUUGCGCAUACACAAGCCGCAGCCGGAGGAUUGUGGUUUGUAUGAAUGCAGAGCUAAAAAUAAUGAUGGUAAUGCAACGAUCAAACACGAAGUUAAAUUUAAUUCGAAUCAACAAUUUGUGUACGCUCAUCGAAUAGAACACGUCGAAAAAUUUAAAAGACAGUCUGAAGAAGAAUUAACAUUUAGUAGUGCAAUACACUUAUCGAAUGUCGAAAAUACUAUAACCGCUAAGGAAGUUAGUGAAACGCUUGCAGAAGGCAACUUUUUAGUGAAGGAAAGUGAGCUUCCAGACUCAAACGAUAAUCCUAUUGAGCACGAGCACGAACACGAACAACCAGUUGAAAUUGCUAAGCAAAAGCCAAUACCUCGGAAAAGAGCUAUGCCUAGGCGUCAUUACGAUGAAGGACCGUUAGAACCAUUUAUAAUUCGAGAUUCUAAGAAAAAGCUCACGUGGGAAACAAAAUUGAAGAACAUUACCGCGCAGGAAGGAAAAACAAUUAAACUUGUAUGUAUUGUUGUCGGACCUCAACCACAAUAUAAAUGGUUCAAAAAUGGUAAACCGCUCGUAUGGAGUAAAAAUGUAAUUAAUUCAUGUCAAGCUGAGUUCGGUUGCGUCGUAAUUAAAAAUGUUAGUUUAUUGGACGCUGGACAAUAUACAGCGCAAGUCAAAAAUCCCGACACUGAAAUUGAAUGUAGCUGUAACGUUAUUAUAUUCACAGCAAAUAAAGAAGUUCAAACCGCUCCCACCUUCACAAGAAUUUCAGAUUAUUACGAUAUUAGAGUUAAUGACCUUGUUGUGGAGGUGCAAGUACGUGGAUUACCAACCCCAACAUUGACAUGGGAACGUGACGGAAGAGAGAUUAAAAGUGGUAUGGAUAGAAUUAUCAUUGCACGUGAAAAAGAUGAUGUCUAUAGAUUAAGCAUCCAUAAUCCUGAAAAACUGGAUGGUGGCAAUUGGGUUAUUAAAGCAAGCAAUUCUGCUGGCGAAGAUACAAUAAAACACCGCAUGAUAUUUAAAGGAAGAGAUCAUUAUCAGCAUGUUCCAGGGAUUUUCCAUGCAGAAUUAAAAUUAAUGGACGACGAUAAGGACGAUCGAGGUCACUCAGUAGGUCCUCAUGGAUUUUUACGUGCAGAAUCAACAUUUUCUGCAGCAUCCUUGCCAAAGGAAUCUUCUGUUCCCGUUUCUAACGAAAAGUUAAAUGAGAUAUUAAACCAAAAUGUAGAGGCCCAAAUUGCUGACAAUAUAGAUGGAAUGCAAGCUUCAGAAAAUAAAAAGAAGCCCCAGAAACGAGAAUGGCGCCAAAAGCUUUCUACAUUAUAUAGUAUGGAACCUUUACCAAAGGUUAUGGAAACUGUAAAACCGAAAACAUUAGAUUUUCAAAAAAAACUUUUCUUCGAGACACAUUUAAAAAAUCAUACUGCAGCAGAAGGCACAACUGUGAAAUUAGUUUGUUCUUGUAUUGGACCAUCACCUACAUUUAAAUGGUUCAAAAAUAAUAUACCAAUUGUCUGGUCGAAAACAAUAAAAAAUGAAACUAAGCUUGGAGUAGGUGCUAUCCUUAUACUCAAUUCAACCUUGAAUGAUAGCGGAGUGUAUAAAUGCAUAGCAAGUAACAAUUCUGGAGAAAUAGAGACAUCGUGUAAAUUAACUGUCUACGAGAUGCAUCAAACUCAGUAUGAGCCACCAAAAUUCACUAGAAAUGUUAAAGAAUACUACAAUGUACAGGUAAACGAUUUAAUACUUGAAGUGCAUGUUCGAGGAAACCCUCCACCUACUAUUAAAUGGUUCAGAGAUGGAGUACUUCUUGACGACCUUGAAGGAGAUAAAUUAUUUUUGUUAAGACAGCCCGACGGAGUACACAAACUCACAAUUCAUGAUCCCCAGAGGAUGGACGAAGGUCGUUAUGUAUGUGAGGCAGAAAAUAUAGCUGGUAAAGAUACUAUUAAAUAUAAGGUCGAGAAACUAAAUAAAGAAGACUAUUGUCAUGUUCAUGGUAUUUUGUAUCAUGAUCAGAUUAUGAUGAAGCGUGAUACAAAGGAUAACCAAAAGAUAGAGACAUUAAUAGAUCGAGCCAUAGGAGAGCCACGAGAAUUUGUAUGGAUGGAAGAUGGGUCGUAUUAUGUUCGCGGCCAAACUCCUGAACACCUGUGGGAAUGGGAAACUGAUACUAGUGCGGAAAGCGAAUACGAGACUCUCGAAUGUGAAACCGAAGGUGAAAAUAAAGAUCAAAAUGAACCUAUUGAUGAUAACCAAGAUGAAAAUGAUGAAAAUGAAACUGAUAAUAAGGACGUUGAACAGAUAAUUGUAUCUGUUAAACAUCAUGGUCCAAAAAUUAAGAAAAUGAGAAAAAAGAAAACCAAUCAAAGAACAGAAAUAAAUCAAAGUGAUGCCAAUAAGCUCCAACACAAAGGGGAACAUGAAAUGUUGGAAAAGGAAGCAGUUUGUAUAACUGAUACAGAAUCAUCUCCUAUCUACGUGAACAAUGAUAAUAUAUAUGAGAAUACAACUCAGGAAGAAUCUUCUUCUCAAACCUUACAAGUUGACAUGCCUGAUGUUCCAAAAGAUGAGGAAACCCUUAUGAAAGAAAGAUAUUUGCGUCUUUUUCCAGAAUUUGCUCCUGCGUCUCCAAAAUCCGUUGAAGAUAUGAAUCCGCUUAAAUUCAUCAUUGAGCUUCGAGAUAUCACAGUAGCAGUAGGACGCUCAGCCAAAUUGUUUUGUACAAUAUCUGGUCCAAAGCCCGACAUAAAAUGGCAGAAAGGUGGAGUACCGUUAGAAUUUAGCAAAGUCAUCAAAAAUCAGAGCCAUGAUUCGACUGGUAUUGUAAAUAUAUUAAAAGUAUCCAAAAGUGAUGAAGGUUUCUAUACCGUUGUAGUUAAACAUAAAGAGUACGUUAUUACGAAUACUGCAAAAAUUACAGUUAUUGAGAAAGUUGAAUCACCAAAAGGGGCGGAACCAAGAUUCAUAACCGGUAUAAGUCAACAUUACGAUUUCCGAGUUAAUGAUCUUAUAUUAGAAACCCAUAUCAAGGGUGAUGGUCUAUUAAUUGUUCAAUGGUUUUUAGACGGUAUUGCAAUAGAAAAUAAUGAAAAAUAUAUUCAAAUUCGUGAGCCAAUGGGUGUUUAUAAAUUAUGUAUACACAAUCCGCAAAUACGAGACAAUGGAAAGUAUAUGGUUAAAGUUCACAAUGAUUUUGGAUUAACUGAACAACAAUAUCAUCUCCGAUUUGAGGGUAAGGAACAUAUACCGUGUCAUGGUAUAUUCCAUGCCGAUCCGCGAAGACAGUAUGUAGACAUAGAUGUAAAGGAGAAGCCGCGUGAACAUCGUGAAGUUGUUUUCUUUGAAGAUGGGUCGUAUUAUAUCCGGGGUCAAACUCCUCAACAAUACUGGGAGUGGGAAACGGAUACAAGCGCUGAAAGUGAAUAUGAACCUUACAUUUCCGAUAGCUCACCAACAACUGACAAGUCUGAAGAAUCUGCUGAUGAAGAGGAUAAAAAAGAAAAUAAUCACGAAGAAGAACACGAUGAUAAAGAUACCCUUAGCGAAACAUCUGAUACAAAACAAGAUAUUGACGAAAAUGAUCAAACGGAGCAAUUGCUACAGAAUGUCGAAAAAGUUAUAAAGCGAGGUCCUAAAAUAAAGAAAUUGCGAAAAAAGCGAACAGUACUAACUAAGACGUUUCCAGAAACUGGAGUAUCCACGAUUCUACCGAAAGAUGAUAACGUACCAGCUGAAAAAGUUCAACUCGAUGUAGAUGUAUCUGAAGUAGUGCAUCCAAAAAUGAAACUAAGUCAAAGAAUCGCUUCCGGAGAGUCGCACCAAAGCGAGCAAGUACUAAAACCGAAAAGAAAACCUAUUGAAGUUGAAUUCAUUAGUCAUUUAAGAAAUCAAACUUUACUAAAAGGGAAAACAGUAUGCUUAAAUUGUUGCUGUUCCGAUAAUCAAAAUUUGGAGGUAGCCUGGUUCAAGGAUGGCAAAAAAUUCGAAAUAAAUAAGAGAUGUGUAAGUGACGUACAUUUUGGUUUCAUUACUUUAGAAAUUUAUCGCACUACUGUAGAGGAUUCUGGUUGCUAUGAAUGUCAUGUAAAAACGGCUAACGGAGAAGCGAAAGAUUCAUGCACUAUCAGCGUAUUUGAACUUCCUGAUAAACGGGAAGUAGAACUGGUUCCUCCAACCUUCAUCCAUCCAAUUAAAGAAACAUAUCAUCCAAAAACUAAUGAUCUGCAUCUUGAAACAAGAGUACGAGGUAAUCCAGUUCCAACAUUAUCUUGGGUUUGCGAUGCUGUUUUAAUAGAUCAUAAUACAGAUAAGUUUGAAAUAUUUAAUCAACACUACUAUGAACUUGGAACUAGAAUAACAACAGCAACUUUAAUUAUCAACAAACCUCAAUUAAAAGAUAGUGGAAAAUAUACACUAGUUGCGAAAAAUGAUGUUCAAACAGCUCAAAUCACGUACCAAGUUAAUAUUGGUUUACGUCUAGCGGAUCAUAAAAAGAAACGAAUGGAUGAUGUUGUAAUCGCCAACGAAGCACCAAGAAUUAUUCCUAAAUUACCUACGCCAGAACCUGAAAUCACAAUACAAAAUAAUCAAAAUGAUUCCGAUAUCUUGCCCAACCCGGUUACAGAUGCAGAAGAAACUGAGCAGGUUAUAGACGAUGAUGACGAAGAUGAAGAUUAA